UGUGCGAGGAGGCGAGCGAUAAUACAACUCCACGACAAGAUUCUGAUUCAAUUCAAGCUUGAUCUACGCGUCGGAAGGCUAUAUGCUUUCUAUUUUAUCGUGUCUUUAAUUGUCCUGCCCGAGUUUGGACUUUGAAUCGCGCGUUGGUUCCCAUUUUCCCCACACACAUCAUCCCCAUCGGUCUCCAGACUCACUCAUUUAAUCCGCAACGACUCGAAGGCAACGUUCGGAACCUCAAGGGCGAUACUCUGGCGAUCAACAGAGAUCAUACUUUUAGAAUAUCGAUCGUACACCCUCUGCGCGAAGCUGGAGUUGUGUUCGCGCAUACUUCACGCCCCCAACACGCCCGUUACCUUUCGCGUCUGGAACAAAUUACCUCAGACAUAUCGUUCAUAGCCACAAUAGUACCAUCCACGGAUGACAAGAAAAACAUAGAAGAUGGCUGCAGCGGUGCUCAUGGAGGAGGAGCUCCAGCAUAGCAUGGCGACUUCGGAGGAAGAUGCUGAGUUCGAGGAGGACGACGAGUUAGCAGCAGACAUACUAGCAGAACAGGAUGCUGAGUUUGAGGCAAAUAACCAACUUCAUAAUGGAAUGUUAGGAGAGCCAAGUGAAGACGGAGUAGAAGAAGACGAAGAGAUGCUUUCAGACGAAAAUGCUGAAGGAGAGGACGAGGACGAGAUGGCCGAUUCGGCGCUCAAUAAUGGCGAAGAUAGUGAGGAAGAGGAAGAAGACGAAGAUGCUGAAGGCGUAGGAGCUGUGAAAAUACAACCUGGUCUUUUGGAAGACGAUGAAGAAGAUGCAGAGUCGGGGUCGGAUGACGACGAUGAUCCUAGUGUUGCCAGUGUGGAGGACGACGAUGAAUCGAAGGCUUCAAGUGAUGUGGAAGUGGAGGGUGAGUGGGAAGCUGCUGCUGAAGAAGAUGAAGAAGAACCUGCGAAUCCCAACCGGUGCAUUUUCUGUCAGCAGGAUGAGGAAAACGAUCCUAGUGAGGAGUUCGAGUUGUAUCUGGCUUGUGGUGUUUGCGGCGACAAUGCUCAUCGGCAAUGUGCCCGUAACGCCGAAGCUCUCAAAAACGACGAAGAUGCGGAGAAUUGGUAUUGUCCAGGUUGUGUGGAAAACAAACUUGUGCCCGCAGACGCCGACGCAGAUCCAGAAGCAGAAGUUGGAGAACCUCUUGACCCAGCAGCUCGACGCAUAUCACGAGACAGAAUUGCUGGUGAUCUUCUUCCGCCUCAGCGCGCCAUCAAGCCGGAUUCGCAUUCAGUCUUCAACCAAUUAAUCGCCCCGGACGAUCCAAUGGACGGUUCACGACUUCUACGGAAACGAAAAACUUCUUCUGGAGACGCAGAACCGGAAGAGACUCCUGCGCCAAGAGCACGAACGCGUGACAAGGGGGGCAGCUCCAGCCAACCUAAGGCACUCAAUGUUGAUGGACAGAUUGCGGACCCAGAUCGAAUGGAUGUCGAUCAAUCAGAGAAAACCAAUGGUCUUCUGACAAAUGGCAAUAGCAAAAAGGAAGCUCCGAUAAGCCCACGGGCGUCGAGAUCACUGCGACCAAAGUCUGCUACACCUCACGUCAAAGUCCUGGAAAAAUCAUCUACGAGCAUCAAGAUACAAUUUCGUCUUGACUCAGUGGAGCUUCGUCGCGUCCUGUCGCAGCCUCCCAAGCCAAAGAAGAAAAGCCGAGCAACAUCGACAGCACGCUCAACAACAGCGCCAUCUACCUUUGUUCCCACCAGCUACUCUCAACCGUUCUAUUCCCUCCACGAUAAAGAAAUCGACGAACUUAAGUCGAAACCCUAUGGUGGCAUCUUGAAGGAGGCGGAAGCAGAUACUUCGUUGACAUUACCUAAGCCAGAACACCGUCGUCACUUUGACGAAGCAAGACAAAAGGCUGAAGAAGAUUGGAAAGCUCGUGUAGCGGCCGCUGCUGAAGCAGCUGCGGCCUCUGGCAUCAAGAAAGCUCGCAAGGUCUCGGGUCCUGCAAGUCAGAUUGAAUACAUCGAAUUUGGGCAAUAUCAAAUCGACAUCUGGUAUGCAGCCCCAUAUCCAGAGGAAUACAGUCGAAACAAAGCACUCUUCAUUUGCGAAUUCUGUCUGAAAUACAUGGAAUCAGACAUUGUUGCCUGGAGACAUAAGACGAAAUGCCCUUGGAAGCAUCCUCCUGGUGACGAGAUAUACCGCGAUGGCAAAAUCAUGAUAUUUGAGGUCGACGGCCGCAAGAACCCGUUGUAUUGUCAAAAUCUUUGUCUUCUGGCAAAAUUGUUCUUGGGUUCGAAGACACUCUACUAUGAUGUAGAGCCAUUCCUGUUCUAUGUCAUGACAGAAUACGACGAACUGGGUUGUCACUUUGUCGGAUAUUUCUCAAAGGAAAAGCGCCCAAGCAGUCUGAACAAUGUUUCAUGUAUCCUGGUACUUCCAAUACACCAACGAAAAGGUUACGGUCACUUGCUCAUCGACUUCUCCUACCUCUUGACCAGAGUCGAAAAGAAGACUGGCUCACCGGAGAAACCUCUCUCUGAUAUGGGACUAGUGUCAUAUCGAAAUUACUGGCGACUGGUACUAUGCUAUUACCUCAAGGACUUUAAGCCUGGAGACAAGAUACCCAGCAUCAGGAAAAUUUCGGAUGAUAUGGGUCUGACCCCUGACGACGUGAUCUCUGCACUAGAUGCUCUACAGGCUUUGAUACGUGAUCCUACUACCGGUACGUACGCGUUGAAGCUUAAGACAGACUACUACCGCGAGGUGAUUCGACAACACGAGUCAAAGGAUUACGCGAAACUCAAUCCGAAAGGUCUAGUAUGGACACCUUACAUUAUGGGACGAGGAAAUGCUUCAACAUUCGAGCAUGGCCCACCUCUCAAUACUGUCGCACCGCGUGAGGAAGACGAGGAAGAAGAGUUGAGCCCGUCAGACACGAAGCUAUCGAAAACCAGCAAGCGUGAUUUCGACAGUUUUGUCAAUGGCGAUGCCGAGGCCGCUACCAAAUCUCUCGGCAAGCUGACUACAGAAACCGGAGAGCUAAUCAAAUUCGGCACACCAAAUGGUGAUUCCGCCGGAUCUCCCUCCAAGUCAAAGGUCAAUGGUAUCUCUAAGAAGCUCUCAUACUUUGAAGCCGCUGGUACAAUCCCCGCUACACGCUUCGAAGUGUUUCCACCAGCUCCUGGCUCCAAGAAUCGUGCCACACCUCGGACAGUUCUCUCACGGCCUCCUCCAUCACGGUCAAAGUCAUCGUCCUCCGCUCGACCCAAGCCCCGACGUUCCACAGGUAGCUCUUCGCGGCGCAGCUCGGCUGCUCGACCCAAGAGCGGUUCCUCCAGACGGAAAAGCGGUGGCACAGGCCGUGGGCCAGGUCGGUGGCCGAAAGGGACUAAGAAGUCUGACUUUGGCAAUGCUGAUAGUGGUCCAGGGUUACCACCAAGAUUACUAAAGCAGAGAAGUAAGCUUGGGAAUGAGGUCCUCCUUGGUGACGAAGAAGAGGAAGAGGAGGAGGAGGAAGAAGACGUCGAGGAUGAAUUCGAAGACGGCAGUGACGAAGGAGAGGAAGGAGUCGCUGAGGAUGCCAUCGUCUACGAGACUACGCCUUCGUUGAAGAAGAGACGCGAUCGAGAUUUGCGCGGCAAAGGACAGGGACUUGGCAAGCCUCCGUUGCAAGGCAAGCCAGGCUUCGGAAAGGGCAAGGGAUUCCUGACGGCAGAUGACGAAGAUGAAGAGAUGUUAGAUGCUCCGGAGAUCUCGGGAGAUAUCGAAGUAGAUGCUGAAGGAGAGGAUGACGAGUAAGGAUAUUCAUUCGAGCUAUGUUUCAAACAGAGGAGAGGGCGACCAUGGCGUUUGGGUAAUUUUCUCAGCAUGUGAGAUGCAUUCCUAGGGUUAGGAUGGCGUGUUGGGCGAAUUACUUUGGCAUCAAUUGGAGGACUGGGACGAGUAUCUGUCUGUGUACAUGUACAACAAGUAUCACGGUAAAGGCUAGCCAUUUACCUGUUUGCGCUCAGUUUGAGUAAUAUCCUAGUCGAUACCCUCAAAAAUUCUCUUCAACAAAAUGUACUCUAAUUGUGAUGUGAAAGC
This is a messenger RNA of Mollisia scopiformis, 4065 nucleotides long. RefSeq lists its product as uncharacterized. NCBI's taxonomy places the organism in Eukaryota, Fungi, Ascomycota, Leotiomycetes, Helotiales, Mollisiaceae. Gene Ontology annotation, biological process: regulation of DNA-templated transcription. Gene Ontology annotation, molecular function: histone acetyltransferase activity. The coding region runs from base 439 to 3780 and encodes 1113 amino acids. The transcript has 4 exons. The record is from RefSeq and is a predicted model, not a curated record.